Carassius auratus (goldfish) is the source of this 1600-nucleotide messenger RNA. Its product is annotated as contactin-associated protein-like 5. Lineage: Eukaryota; Metazoa; Chordata; Actinopteri; Cypriniformes; Cyprinidae. The coding region runs from base 1 to 633 and encodes 210 amino acids. The record is from RefSeq and is a predicted model, not a curated record. The transcript is spliced from 4 exons.
AUGGCUGACCUCUAUAUCAGUGAACAGACUGUUAUCAAAUGCAACUUGGAUAAGCGUUGUUGUGCGUUUGGAGAGGUAACGAAGGUGGUGCUGAUGGACGCGCUGAGUUUCCACGCGUUCGCGCUCCUGUGCGCGCUCCGCACCACACUGGCAGCAAACAACUAUCACUGCAAUGGGCCACUGGUUUCUGCUCUUCCUCCCACGUCAUUCCAGAGCUCCUCGUCUUCCUCUGACAGUCUGUUGCCAUAUUUUGCCAAGCUCAACAGAAGAGAUGGAGGUGGUGGCUGGGCUCCAGAACGAACAGACAGGCUACGAUGGCUACAGGUGGAUCUGCGAGAGCGGGUCGAGGUCACAGCUGUGGCGACCCAGGGUCGUUUCGGGAGCCCUGAUUGGGUUACGAGUUACAUGUUGCUGUACAGUGACACAGGAAGAGCUUGGAAGCAGUUCAGACAAGACGACAACAUAGGGGUGAGUUAUCCAAGUUCUCUUAUAAAAAUAAUCCACCCUUUUAUUAAUACAUUUACCAUUAGUACUUCAGCCGGUGCGAUAAGUACUGUAAAAGCUUUCUGGAUAAUGUGGAUCAAGGGGGCUUUUAUGACUGGAAUAAAAUGCAUACACACCCAUAAUCAUUAAGCCUCUGUGUCUUUAAUGAAAUCAUAAUAAUUUACUAGAAUAAAUGAAUGCAUCCUCCCAUACACUGUCAGACACUGUUGGCACACAUCGAAAACCAGCCACCCACGAAAUGUUCAAAUUUUAAUUACCGACUUGAAUUUCACUUAAUCGCCUAAACUAAGAUUAAAUACAGGCUCUAUUUUGAGUGGCGUGGCUUUAAUAUCCCUCCCAAAACUUAUUUCAUGGUCUCCUGACCUUACCAGUCACUGGCAGUGCAGCUGAAAUCCUUGUCUACCCAACUGCAAUUACCUUUUCUUUUUUGGGGGGUAGUUUUAUUUUGACAACUUUGGAAUCGAUCGGCACGGCCCUUGCGCCACAAGAGACAGCGGUUGCAUUGCCUCCACACUUACAGGCAAACAAAUGGGCUUCACCCUCCUCUUCUGAAUCAAUACUAGUCAUUUCAAAGCUCCAUCAUUCCCCGGCGUUCUUAUUUAGCCCGGCUCGAAGAGAUCUGGGGCGAAACAUUACUGAGAUCUAACCUGCCAUCUUCGUCGUCUCUCAUUACGAAAGCUUGGAUUCCUGCUAAUGUAAUCGUCGGAGCUAAACAAACACAGAGAGCUGUAGGAGGAGGUGGAGGUGGUGUAUACAUUUUCUGCGGCUAAUUCAUCUCAUUACAACUUUAUUUAUUUGUUCAUUGAUGGUUUAAUGUUUGGUUCUUUUAUCUCUCACCCAGCGGGAGGAGAAAAAAGGUGCUGAUUAGUUUGAGAAUGGAGUUUAAUGGAAGACUUUGAAGGUGUGAAGCAUUUUAAUGAGUAGAAGAUUAAAAGAAGUGGAACAUUUUUACAGAGCGGUAGGUGCCUCCUGGUCAUGCCAUUUUUCUGGUAGGCUCUACAGCUGGAGGUAGGACCCCCAGCUAUUCUAAACCUGGAGGUUUAGAUUAGCAGCGACACUUUGAGUGCAGCUUAAAGAAACUAACGCUGCCAGCGGC